CCGGACCACCAAGCUCCCCAGUGCUCCAAUAUCUCAAGUGCAUUUUCCUUAUGGUAAAAUGUGGACAGCAAUGCGGGGACGGGACAAGUCCGAGGAGGACCAAACGUGGAAAUUCCUUUCCUGACCACCUCCACUCCAUCCCUUGUGUAGCAUCCCGGGGCAGCCAUGACGACCGCCAUCCUGGAGCGUCUGAGCACCCUGUCCGUGAGCGGGCAGCAUCUGCGACGCCUGCCCAAGAUCCUGGAGGAUGGGCUGCCCAAGAUGCCCGGCACGGUCCCCGAGACCGACGUGCCCCAGCUCUUCCGGGAGCCUUACAUCCGCGCCGGGUACCGCCCCACCGGCCACGAGUGGCGCUACUAUUUCUUCAGCCUCUUUCAGAAACACAACGAGGUGGUCAACGUCUGGACCCACCUGCUGGCGGCGCUGGCCGUCCUCCUGCGGUUCUGGGCCUUCGUGGAGGCCGAGGGCCUGCCGUGGACCUCUGCCUACGCGCUGCCCCUGCUCGUCUACGUCCUGUCCUCCAUCACAUACCUCACCUUCAGCCUCCUGGCCCACCUGCUGCAGUCCAAGUCGGAGCUCUCGCACUACACCUUCUACUUCGUGGACUACGUGGGCGUGAGCGUUUAUCAGUACGGCAGCGCCCUGGUCCACUUCUUCUACACCUCCGACCAGGCCUGGUACGAGCACUUCUGGCUCCUCUUCCUGCCGGCCGCCGCCUUCUGUGGCUGGUUAUCGUGCGCCGGCUGCUGCUACGCUAAGUACCGGUACCGCAGGCCCUACCCGGUCAUGAGGAAGAUCUGCCAGGUGGUGCCCUCCGGGCUGGCCUACAUCCUGGACAUCAGCCCCGUGGUCCAUCGCGUGGUUCUCUGCCACCUGUCUGGCUGCCAGGACCCAGCGGCCUGGUACCAUACCCUCCAGAUCAUCUUUUUCCUGGUCAGUGCCUACUUCUUCUCCUGCCCGGUCCCGGAGAAGUACUUCCCUGGUUCCUGUGACAUCGUGGGCCACGGGCACCAGAUCUUCCACACCUUUCUGUCUGUCUGCACGCUCUCCCAGCUGGAGGCCAUCCUCCUGGACUACAAGGGGCGACAGGACAUCUACCUGCCACGCCACAGCCCCCUGUCCAUCUACCUGGCCUGCCUCUCCUUCUUCUUCGUGGUGGCCUGCAGUGCGGGCACUGCAGCCUUCUUGAGACAAAAAAUCAAGGCCAGACUGACCAAGAAAGAUUCCUGAGACUGCCUGGGGGGGCGCGGUGUGGAGGCGGCCUGUCGUGAUUUAGGGAGAACUUGAGCCUACAGUAGGAGGUGACUUUGUGUUUUUAAGAGCGGGCUUUUAAAUGAGUCCUAUAUUUCCUGGGGUGGCUAUGGCUAUGGCGUUGGGAAGCCGAAGGUUCCAAGAGUUUUGUUAUCACUGUCGUGAAUGAAAGGUUUAUCUUUCAUCCUCUGGGCUCUAGCCUUAAGAGAUACAGGAAGGGAAGGGACCUUGGCUAAGGUUCAUCGGACACUGAAUUAAGAAUCAUCUUCAUGCCUGAACAUUGAGUCGCAUUCUGACUGUGGCCUCCGGGGGCCAGCCCUGGACUAAAGGGAAAAUCUAAUGGGACUGAAAAAAUUACAAGGUGGCUGGACCACACUGUAUUGAAAUGGGCAUUCUUUUGCGAUGCUGGUCUUUGGUGAUUGGAUACUGGAUUCGUCUGACUUCUGGUCCCUUCUCUAGCCCGCUUUUCUCAGGAUGACGUCUGCCUGGCUGUUUUCUCCAGAGUGCUGUUCACUCCCAGCUGUUCCUUGCAUGGGCAUAGCGAGGAUGAUGAAGCAGCCAUGCUUCCCGGAAAUGCUUGGAUCCAGGCAGGCAUUCAGGAUAUUUACUCUCAUACAAUACUAAUGGAAACGGUACUAGAAAAUACAGUGCCAAGAGCCAUCAGGAGGCCCAGCCAGCAAGCAUGGCUACUGUUUGGUGUCAUGGGACCCUUCUGUUUUACCCCCGUGCACUGCAGGAUUACUUGACAUCUACUAGGGCUGCUUUACAUGCCAGAAGAUCUGGAGCUUUCUUCAGAGAAUCUUCUCCAGAUUUUGACCAGCAUGUUCAAAAAGCCCCUGGUAGAGUGAAUUGGUUCUAGGGAUCUGAUUGUUUCAAGCGGAACUCAAGGUCCAGCCUCUUAAAUAGAUGCUGCCCCAUGAAGGACCCUUGUAACUCUCCUAGUUCACGGUCCUCGGGAAAGCAUUGUACCUCAGCUUAGAGCAGCUUAAAUCAAGCCCCAGGACAGGCACGUGUGUAUACUCAUGCAAGGUUGGUCCCCAAAGGCUCCUUUGGGUGAGGCUGGUGAACUGGGCACCCUGUAGGCAGAAUGUUCUGCUGGGACAUCACUGCCCAGCAGCUUCUGUGGGAUGGGGGGUGGGGGUGGGAACUUACAGUUGAUGUGUCCUGGCUUCGCAGCCCCCUGAGGACUGCCUUCUGCAGUGAUCCAGGGAAGGGGGCUGCACUGAAACCCUCCCCCAAGACUGUAUUUCCUAUCAGUAUAAGGUCUCUGUUUACUAAAAAGGGAGGUGGCUUUUCACUCCAGUUUGAUGAACCUCCUCUCUUCCUAGGUUACUGUCUUCACAUCUUUUUUUUUUCCCCUUUCUCUUGAGAGAUGUGUAGGGUUUGUGCCUUAUAAAUGAAAAUUUACAAACACUUCACUUAAUACACGGACAAGUGGAAUUUUCAGCUUGAAGUUAUUGGGAUAAGAGAAUUCAUUGCCUUUCAACCGGUAGAUGAAAGAAAUUCAGAAUACUGGAAUCGCUUGUCCAUCAAAAGACUCUUUCAACCUGUGUUUUUUGGGGGGGAAAAGUUCAACUGAAGUUUUCCUGUAAUCUUUAUAUCAAGAAAGCAUAGCAGGACUCCCAUGGUGGUCCAGUGAUUAGGACUCUACACUUCCACUGCAGAGGGUGUGGGUUCAAUUCCUGGCUGGGGAACUAAGAUCCCACAUGCUGUGGGCGGCCAAAAAAAAAAAAAAAAGAAA
Molecule: messenger RNA, 2992 nt
Organism: Dama dama (fallow deer)
Lineage: Eukaryota; Metazoa; Chordata; Mammalia; Artiodactyla; Cervidae
Gene: PAQR8
Product: progestin and adipoQ receptor family member 8
Exons: 2
Coding region: 166-1230 (354 amino acids)
Biological process (GO): response to steroid hormone
Cellular component (GO): plasma membrane
Molecular function (GO): steroid binding; nuclear steroid receptor activity
Source: RefSeq, a predicted model, not a curated record